AUGCCUGCCCCCGUUGCAAAAGGGAUUAUCGUGACCGCCUCGGUGCUUGUCGCUGCAGGCAUAGCCUUGUAUCAGUCUCCACAGUUUCAACGAUGGGUGAACAACUCUCGUCGAAAAAUUGCGUUGGCCCUGUACAACAUGGGGGAUGAGAUAUUCCCGCAUGAUGAAAGAUCUCCUCUCAGACAAGAUGCCUCCAUGACUGAGGAGACUGGGGAAGCUGCUGAGGAACGAAGACGAAUAGUUAGGGAGGAGAUCCUGCAUCGCCGCUCUCUUUUCGAGGAACGCCAAAGAAAGGGAAAUAGCCAACCUCUGAACGACUUUGACUCUAUUGUUGACAAGGAAGGGAAGCUAAAAUCUGAUUAUCUGGAGAAGUCUCCUGAGGCCUUUGGGAGCUCAACGGCCGUGGACAUUUCAAAUUCGCAACUGUUCCAGCGAGAAAUCAAACAGGAUGAAUCUGCUCCUACGGAGGACCAGAUGCAGCAGCCUAACCUGCUAGACACGGCGGAGAAAAACAAGCUUCAUAUUGCUCUUCCCUCGGACGUCUCGUCUAACCAUCCUUCGGAGUCUUUAGUCGAUCUCACUCCUACUUCUGAAGCGCCAGACAGCCAUGCUUCCUUGAUGCAAGAGAAGCAUGAUAUGUCUUACUCUGGAUACUUCUCGGUGACAUCUGAGUCAGUGCCAUCGGCAUCCAGCCAUACAGAGCAUGAGAGUCCAGGAUUCUUCUAUGCUCAUCCUGACCCUACCACCAAUGAGAGUCACCCGGACGUUAGAUCACCAUUUGCAGAUCCUCAAGAACAAGUCCACUCAUCUGCUGCAUCCACUGUGGGCAAUUACAGUCAUCUGGAUGGGUCCUUUACAGAUGCUUCGUCUGACGGCACCCUGAGCGAAAUUGGACGGGAAGGGGCUGCUACUCCGGCCAGCUGGUCAGAAGUUGGAAGUGUAAUUAGUGAUGACUUAGGCCAUCAUUACUAG
Molecule: messenger RNA, 972 nt
Organism: Monascus purpureus
Lineage: Eukaryota; Fungi; Ascomycota; Eurotiomycetes; Eurotiales; Aspergillaceae
Source: the annotation of a GenBank genome assembly